Messenger RNA from Onychostoma macrolepis, 2925 nucleotides. RefSeq names its product transmembrane protein 25. Bases 118 to 1230 code for a protein of 370 amino acids. The transcript has 10 exons. Lineage: Eukaryota; Metazoa; Chordata; Actinopteri; Cypriniformes; Cyprinidae. The record is from RefSeq and is a predicted model, not a curated record. Gene Ontology annotation, biological process: negative regulation of excitatory postsynaptic potential.
GUUUGUUCUGAAUGGCUCAACCGGUCAGAGUCAGCAGCGUCUCUGUGCACAGAGCUGUGAGAUGAUGAUUCUGCAUGUCAAAAUCACACUGGAAACACUGUUUUGUGUUGCUGACUGAUGCAUCUCAAUCACACACGCGUGACUAUGCCCCGUGUGUGUUUGAGGCAGAGGACGCGUCUGUCUGCUUUAUUCUUUCACACCUUGUCCUGGGCCUGUUCAGCAUCCAUUGACCCCGCCCCCAAAAUUGACGGACAGCAGACCUCGUUGGUUACCGUACAGGAGAACGUCACUCACCACUUCAGCUGCCAAUCAGAGGGCUGGGAUGCUCAAGCCCCGCCCCUGCUCACCUGGUACCUGAACGGCGAGCGGCAGAGUGAAGUGACGGGCCGCCGGGGGGCGGGGCGUCUGGUGAAGACAUCAUCGCAGGAUUCUGGAACGCUUAAAUACGGAUCAGAGCGCAACAGCACGUUCACACUGAAGCCGAAGCGCGGGGACCGAGAGCUGGUGUGUGCGGCGCGAAACCCCGCGAGAGGAGAGAGCUACAACGCCAGCGUCACACUCAACGUCCAGUUCCGGCCGGAGAUCCUGCAUGUGGACGCUCACUACAGCCAGAGCUCGGACCCGGGCCUCGCCCUCAUUCUCUUCGCUUUGGUUCGCUCCAACCCCCCCGCCACCAUCCGCUGGGUGGAUCAGUCUGGUCAGCUGCUGGCCAACAGCUCUGACUUCCUCAUCCUGGACUCGCGCAGUUUCCCCUGGCUGACCAAUCACAGCCUGCAGCUCACGCUCAGCAGCCUAUCAGGAAACAUCACCGUGAACGCCAACAACAGCCUCGGCUCCACCCACAGCAACCUCACGCUCACAGAGUUCCUGCAGUCGCGUGUAGAGGUGCCGGUGUUCGGGAUCGUGACGGGUGGCGUCGCCGGCUUCAUCACCCUCCUCAUCUUCACCCUGAUGGUGUUCUUCCUCCUUCAGAAGGACAAAACCAAAGCCCUCGAGGAGCCUGCAGUGCGUCUCUCCUGCAAACGCAGCGAGAACGGCAUGUAUCUGCCGCGGGAGAACAUGUCUCUGCCGUCUCACGUGCAGCUGAAUGAUGACGGAUCUCUCUGUAAGGGACUCCAGAGCUCCAGAUCCAACACACUGGAGAGGAGACGCGCCGAGGACGAUGAGGAGGACCUGUCUGCGGCCUACGCCGCCCGAGGUCAGGGGUCAGGCGGUACAGGCGGUCCUUAAAGGGAGGGCCCCGCGGCCGCAAGGUUGUCACUUGAAUUUCUAGUUUUUACAGUGGGGCCCAUUUUCAUGGUCUUGCCUCGGGCCCCACAGCCCCACGGGGCCGGCACUGAUCACGACCCGUACUGUUCCUUUAAAGAGCCCUGAAACUGACAUCAAUAACUGAUCGUGAGAGAUCAACAGAAAAAAACAUACUGUAUCGGUCACUGCAGGUCAAAAACAAAGAUAAGUUUCAUUAUUACAUUUAGAAAUAAUAUAAGUACUAGUAAAUAAAAUAAAAUUAUUUUUGCAUUAUUGUAAAUAAAUGGUAUUUUUUAUGAACAUUAUAUAUGUUAAAACAUAUAAUAUAUAUAAACAGGAAGCUAAUUCAAAAUAUUAAUAAAACUAUAAUUAAACUAAGUGGCAUUCUCUUGAAACAGCAUUUCUAAUAAAUGCCAAGCCUUGUGUCCAUGUUCCUCACCGGACAGAUCCAGACAGAUGAGUUCUGAUCUGACUCCGUGUCUCCGCAGGUUUCGCUCGCUAUCCGAUGGUCGGCUACAUCUAUAAAGUCAGCAGCACCAGCAGCGACGAGAUCUGGCUCUGAUUCGCCCGCACAGACAGAGCCCUGACCCCUGACCUCUGACCUCACACCCUGCCGUAUCUGAGAUCUCAACGGGAUUGACUGACAGUGUCCUGCUGAAGAACUGCAUUACCCAUAAUCCCCUGAUCUGAGAAACCACUGUUACUAUGGAAACACCAAUCAGAGGCUAUUUCCACACUAGCUAGCCUGCAGUGGUGAUGAUGAUUCCUGAAAUGUUUCAGAAAUCAGAGAAAAAGCAUUACAAUCACAGACUGAUUCAGUGACGUCAAACACAGGGAAUCAUGGGAUCUGUAGUUCAUUCAGAAGCACUUGAUCAUUAACAUUAUUUUUGGUAUUUUUGGUGAGUUAUGAAGAAACGGUCUUUCAGUUUUCUGACCUUCUCAAAAUGUUAAAACAAUAUUUAUACAUCGUUUAUGAAACAUUUUUAUGAAACAUUUCAGUUGGACAUCAUCUAACUUUUUAAAAUGUUACUAUUUAUUAGUUUCAGAUGAUUCAGAGAACAUUCAGAAGUAACGUUCGCAGGAACGUUCCCUUAACGUUCACAGAACCAAAAUAAAACCUUUUGAACUUAAUGGAAGCGUUAGCAACACAUUUAUUUAUAUAUAUAUAUAUAUAUAUAUAUAUAUAUGUAUUUCUAGUCUGUACUGAUGAAUCUGAUAUUGUGAAACAUGGACAGACGCACUUCACACGCUGCUGACUGUACAUACAUGCUUUCCUCAGUAUUUACCCACAGUUCUUUGCUGCUAUAUGGAAUGUAUUUGUGUAAUAUAAGAGAAUGUUCAGUAAACCCGCAGAUAUGUGAGAUGAGAUGAAAAGAAAUAUGUGAGAAAUCUAUAUAUUUAAACAAAUAUAAAGAGUAUUGUUGGUAAGGAGUUAUGAUCAUAUGCAUAUUUACUGUAAGUAUAUUUGUAAAGCUCAUUAUGAAUCUGUACAUAUGAAUAUAUUUCAUAACGCAUGUCAUUGUGUUUCCAUCCAGCAGGAGGCGCUACUAGUUAAACUGCUGCUGUGGCUGUUAACCUGAGCUUAACUAGUACUAGUUAAUUAUUCUGAUUAUCUGUCUCUGGUUUGUGUAUUAUUAGUCAUAUGAUGAAAUACCUCAAUAAAUCAUAUCGAUCGCA